Messenger RNA from Prunus armeniaca (apricot), 1728 nucleotides. The record is from the annotation of a GenBank genome assembly. NCBI's taxonomy places the organism in Eukaryota, Viridiplantae, Streptophyta, Magnoliopsida, Rosales, Rosaceae.
AUGAGAAGAGCUUCAAUAAGGGGUCGGCGACCAAAGGAGUCCUUCAACCCACGGCCACCGCCAGCAACGCCGCUGGACCACUUCCGCCACCGAGACUCUGAUGCCAGCUUCGCAAGUAGCCGUCCUUCCUCCGUGGGGAUGGGGCCCACCUCCAACGCCCUCGACCUCUACAAAGACCGCUCCUUCCAGCAGGCCACCCUCUCCUCCAUCAAUUCCUACUUGGCCUCCCACUCUCUGCAAAUCUUCCUCAAAUUCCCAAUCCCCUCCGCCAAGGAAAUCACCGAAACCUUAAAAUUCCUCGUCGCCCGCCUCGACUACCCUAACCCCAAGCUCGAAGACGACCUCCCCGUCAUACUCAAAUUCCUCAAAUGCCCCUUCAAGCCCAACAAGUCCGUGCUCCGAAACCCUACCGUCAACCACCACCAGUGGCCUACUUUGCUCGCCGUCAUCCACUGGCUCUUCCAGAUUGUGCUCUACAACGAUCAUCUCGCUUCCAAUUCCGGCGCCUUCGUCGACAACAACGCCAUGUCUGCGUACGCGCUGGAGAGCUAUUCGUAUUAUAUUAGCGGGGAUGAUGAUUCCGUGGAGGCCUUGGAUCGGCAGUUCUUGGAGAAGUUGGAGACGGAGAGGGAGAAUGCGGAGGAGAGUAUUAGGGUUUUGGAGGCGACCGCGGCGGAGCUGGAGGGGAAGAUGGAGGAGAUGAGGUCGGGGCCUUCCAAGAGGGAGGCGCUGGAGAAGGAGAGGGGUGUGUUGGAGCAGGAUGUGAACAAGUUCAAUGAAAUGAUUGGGAGUCUGGCAAAGAGUGUCGCGAAAUUGGAGGCCGUUUUGGAGGCAAAAGAGAAGGAGUUGGAGGCCAAAGUGGCGGACACUCGGAGGAUUUGCGAGGAGAAUGAGGAGUUGAAGAAGAGGGUGGAAUUGCAGACCUUCAAUGCCAGGGACGUGGAUAGAAUGAAGAGGGAAUUGCAGGCUGUGGAGAGGGAUAUAGGUGAAGCCGAGCUGGCGAGGAAUGCGUGGGAGGAGAAGGCUUGGGAUCUUGAUACCAUGCUCAGCCAUAAGUUUAAGGAGCUUGAGACUUUGGCUAUGGAAUGCAACCAGGCUAUGAGGAGGUUGAAACUUGGUAAUGGCUUUCAGUAUGUAUUGAAUGCUAAGGGAUCAACACCAGCUGAUGUGAUGGGGAUUGACUACAAAUUAACAUUAAAGCCAGCACUUAACUCUUACUCUGAUGAUAUAAAGAAAAGCUCUGUGGAAAAACUGGAAGAGUUGAUUUCCCUUCAGCAACAGUCAAGUGAACUUUCUGCUACAAUUGAGGGAAAAAGAAAUUUUAUAGCGACACUUCAAUCUCAUAUUGACGAAGUGGAAGCUCAACUUAAUUUGUUGAAGAAAGAGACGCAUGACUACACUAACAGAUGUGCAAUUGAAGCCAGACAGAUGAUGGACGAUGUUCAAAUGGAGGCUCAUAACUUGGAUAUUUUGGAAAGAGACGCAGAAGAGAUUCUGAAGACCUCCAAAUUGAAAUUGCAGGAGACAAUCAAACAAACUGAAGAAGAAACGAAGAAGUGCGCUUAUGAACUCAUGACUGUUAUUGACUCGGUCUCAAAGCACAAAGAAUAUGUGCAGUCUAAGAUUUUAGAAAUGAGGAGAGAUGUCUCAGAAACUGCUGUUGCGGUAUCUGAUGCUCACAAAGGUUCAUUGCAAUCCCAAUUUGGCUUUCUGUCUCAUGCAAACUAG